AUGUACAAAGAGGAGACAAUACCACUUAUUCGGAUACAGGCAGAAGAAGGCACAAACCGCACGUCAGAAGGAGAAGAUAACGAUGGGAGUGAAAUUAACGCUGGUUCCUCUCGAGUCCUCUCUGCAGCCACCUCUAGAGAAGAAGAUGAUGACUCCAGUAACAAUGCAAGCAGUGAAAGCAAGAGUCCUGGCCAGAGGCGACCGAUCAUUGCAUCGAGUUCGUCAAGCUCUCGCAAGUCCAUGCAGGACACUGAGAGGGCGGAGUCAGACACAGACAAACGCGGCCAUAAAUGGAGACACGUCCAAGCUGUCAUGGCAUACUACCAGGCACUCAGGAAAAUAAAGAGAACAAAAUCGAACCAAAGAUGGAUGAAGUUGCGAACGACAGUGCAGCUCAGUUCAGCGAUACAGAAGAAACCGCCGUUGAAGAGAGAAGACUCUUUUUUAAAGAGAUUUUCCACUAGACAGACACCGCUAACACAAGAAACUGUAGAAGACACAGGAUCAGAAGGCGCCACAGGAGACCACAGAUCUACGAACAGACAAAGAAGACGGAAGAUCAGAGCACCGCGCACCGUUGUCAACCCUGACGAGAACUUCUUCUUUUACUGGCUCUGGUUAAUCACCAUCUUUGUGCUGUACAACCUUUGGACCCUCAUCGUGAGACAGAGCUUCCCUGAAUUACAGAUAAUGUGCCAUCAUUUCUGGUUGACGUGUGACGGCAUCAGCGACGUGGUCUUCGCUCUGGAUCUCGUCGUGCAAUUCCGAACUGGUUACCUGGAGCAAGGACUGAUGGUCUACGACUCCAAGAAACUAGCAAAACACUACAUAAAGUCGCGGAAUUUUCUUUUGGACAUCGUUUCGCUGGCACCCCUAGACUUACUGCAACUACAGAUUGGCACCAACCCUAUCAUCCGCUUCCCUAGAUUUUGUAAGGUUUACAGAGCAGUAGACUUCUACUACAUAGUGGAGUCGAGGACAGUGUACCCCAACUUCUGGCGCGUCAUCAACCUGA
Messenger RNA from Spodoptera littoralis (African cotton leafworm), 1015 nucleotides. The record is from the annotation of a GenBank genome assembly. Lineage: Eukaryota; Metazoa; Arthropoda; Insecta; Lepidoptera; Noctuidae.